GGCUUAAUUGGGAAACCAGGGUGAGUCAGGACAAAUUCCCAAUUGUGUGAUAAAUGGUGUCCCAAUUGUAAGAUAAUUCUGGAAUAAACAAGAAUAUAUUAUAUGUUGUAAAGUUGAGUACAGAAAUGAUGAUGGGAAAAACCAGAACCAUUGGUGGUGCAAUUAUCAGACUUAAUGGUAUAUCAAUCAAAAGUCAGUGCCGUAGCAAGUUCGAUAAUUGGGGGGGGGGGGCUCAUAUUCAUAUAUUCAUAUUCACAGUCCAUAAAAACAAUCAAUUUCAAAAGAAAUUAAUAACGCAGAACACGAAUAUAUGAAUAUGAGCCUCCCCCAAUUAUCGAGCUUGCUACGGCACUGAAAGUGGCCCUAAACGUUGGCCAUGAUACAAGGUAGAAAUUACCUUCCCAUUUCAAGGACUAUGAGUGCAAGGAUUGUCAGAACAUAGUUAGAAGUAAUUGCCAGAUUGCCUCCAGUGCAUUGAUACAGUAUUUCUGGUUUUCCAAAUUGUUUAAUUAAGGCUAUGAUAGGAGUUAUGUGCCACCUGAGCUUCUAUAUUACCCUUACAAUCCUGUGCCCCCCUCCCCCAACAAUGUGUUGUUAAUGGCCAAUGUAAUGUCUUUUCAUCAUACAGCAACAUUACUUAGGGGAGGGGGGGGGGUAUACUUUGUUAUUUACAGGUAUUUUGGGAAAUAUUUGAAUGCUCCAAAAGUCUUGUCAUUGAUUUAAUUGAUAGCCUUGUAUGCAAAGUUUUAAGUUGGCACAUAUUACACAAAACCUGGAGUUAAUAGCACUUUAUAAAGUAAUUUAUAAAUAAAAAAAUUUGUAGUUUCUGCAACCAAAUUGUGAAAUACACAGGUUGCUAUUAAAGGCAUCCAACACUCUAGAAUUACGAAUACCUUCGAUUUGUUGUUAAUCGAAUUAAAUGAGUGCUUCUCUCAGUUCUCUGGCACAAUAAGACUUUUCGCCUUUUAAACAUUUAUGGAUUGUCCUGUAAUGGUGGUCUAAACCAUCUUGAUCAUAGCAAGAUAAAUUAUACUGACAUUCUUCAUGCGGACAAGGGAGUUUAUCAGCUAAAAACGCUCUGUGGUGUAUAUUAAAAUAGUCUUUCCUCUUUUGUUGUCAAAUUGUCCGCCAUUUUGUCUCUGUAAUCUGCCAGUCGUUAUUUUUUCCCUCGCCUUCCCUUUUCCCCUUGCGCGCGUCCACCUUUGGUACUGAUCUAUAUAUAUAUAUAUAUAUAUAUAUAUAUAUAUAUAUAUAUAUAUAUAUAUAUAUAUAUAUAUAUAUAUAUAUAUAUAUAUAUAUAUAUAUACCGGGUGUCCCAAAAAAAAGUACUCCAGUUUGAUUCGUAAUAACUUCUAAACAAGUAAAGCUUUUAAAGAGAAAUAACUUCCAUCAAAUAGAGGAAGGACUAACUUAGAUUUUGGUAUAUUACAGUUGUAUUUCACUUAAAAAUUCACGGAAAUAUUAAUGUUUAAAAUCAGGAUCAUAAUUCUGGAGGUGUCUGAAAUAUGCAAAAAACGGCGUAUCAAAUAUUAAUCAAGAUUUGCCCGACUGAAACAUGCACUAUUACCAGUAAAUAAAUCAACAUUUGACAAAUUGUUUAUUAUGAAACAAAGUAUUAUUAUCUACAAAAUACAAGAAAGAUUUAUUCGUCCGAAAUCCGCGUGUGUUCCUAGCACGAAUACGUUUCUUAUUUCAUGAGACUACUGCAUCGCAAAGGAUCGUCAUGGAUUGUUCGUAGUUCUGAAUUAGGGCAUGCUGUCACAAUGGAAUUGUGAAUUUUCUAACUUCACAUUGAAUGAAUUUUCUAACUUCUGCAACGUUCUGAAAUCUUGUAAUAAGGACACCCAAACUCUUUUGCCUUUCUUAAUCUUGGCAAGUUAAGAAUAAACUGAGAAUGAAACACAAUCAAACCAUGCAUACAACUCCAUAAAGACAUAACAAGCAACUCCCCAGAGACAUCCAACAUUUUUGGAACAAAACGUAACAAAAUAGUAGCGUUGAUACUGAUGUGCAUUGGCAAAAAGCAAUAUUAUUACCUUCAUUAAAGAAUAAUAUUCAUCCUGCUCUAACCAAGAAAUAAUCAACUUUGUUUUGAACCCAUGAAAAACAUAAAAAAUUAGGCUAUUUAAGAAAAAUUUAAGCACCUGCCUUGCAUGGUCUUUCGUGUACCUUUAAGUUUGCAAAGACCUAUUAAAUACUUGCAUAAUUUCGAACUUUUAUAUUUCAGGAAACAAUGAGUUAAGACUUACAUGUGAGAUGUCUAAAUCUACGCCAUAUCCCUUACAAACCCUAACGACAAUUCGCUGAAAUACAAGUUAACCUGAUAUGUCAUUAAGCAAACAAACGCUGGAGUUAUUAUUUGAUAUGCCAAUUUUCGCUAAUUUUAGACACAUCCCAAAAUAUGCUCCCGAUUAUGAACAUUAAUAUCUCCGUGAAUUUUUAAGUAAAAUACAACUGUAACAUAUCAAAAUCUAAGUUAGUCCUUCCUCCAUUUAAUGGAAGUUAUUUUUGUUUGAUAGCUUUACUUGUUUAGAAGUUAUUAUAAAUCAAACCGGAGUACUUUUCUUUGGGACACCCGGUAUAUAUAUAUAUAUAUAUAUAUAUAUAUAUAUAUAUAUAUAUAUAUAUAUAUAUAUAUAUAUAUAUAUAUAUAUAUAUAUAUAUAUAUAUGGAUAUAUUACUAUUUGUCCCUAUAAAAUUGAAAUUCAAAUAACGACUGGGGACGAGUCUGGGGUUUCCCCACAUGCAGUGCAGGAGGUAACACUUAUCACUGAUGAAAUACAAAAAGCAGUUGAAAACAAGAAAUAUUCUUGUGAAAUUCUUUGGCACAGUAAAUCAUGAUAUCCUGAUAAAAAAUUAGAAUGUAACUGAAUUUGUGGAAUUGUCAACAAUUCUUAAAGUUCUACUACAAUGAUAUUUCUGACCCACAUUUUUUUAGCUUGAUUAAAAGUGCCGUUCUUCCUGACCUGCUUACCAUGCACAAACGGAAUUGAAAUUGAUCAAUACAAACCAAUUUAUAGCAUUCCAAAGAAGCCAUUUUUGGCACUUCCUGUGCGAACUUUUGAUCGGCCAUGUUGAUGCCGUGUGACGUCAUAAGAUGAACACGACUUUAUCAUCUAUACUGGCGAAUUAUAGUGAAACCAACAAACGCGACAGAGACGAAGGCCGUGUUUCUGGCAGUUCUAACUUAGAUUAUUGCAUGAAUUCUGAAUUUCUGAAGGAAUACCCAUGCAUCUCUUUCCCAAUUUGCAAAGAAACCGAUCCUCAGAGUGAUUAAAAGUUGGUAAAUUUUGUUCGUUAUUAAACUUUGACCGCAUUUUCACGCGUCAGUGAACCUUGUAUUUUGAUUGAGCCUUUUCGAAGACUUGGUAUAUUUUACAAAACCAAGAAAAAUGGAAAGAAUAAUGAAGGGAAAAACUGUUUAUGUAAUUUUUUCGUAAAUUUCUCUAAAUUUUAGCUACAAUUAUUAGUUUGUAAUCAGUGUCACACAAAUAUUUUAUUUUCUUUCCUUCCUUUUCAACCGGGAUUAAAUCAUUUUCCGACUGACUGACGACUGGAGGUGUUCCAAACACCACAACCCCGCCCACGCCCCAUUUAGCGCAACCCAACCCAAGCCUGUUCUGACUUUGUAAGACGGAAUGUCGAGAAUGUGAGAGGAUAUAAGAACGCAGGCAGAUGCAGCUUUUUCAACAGGGUUGACUUUUACUAAUCAUUACUAAUCAUUAGAUUAAAAGUGCCCAGUUCAUCUGAAAAUCUUCUUCACUACUUGGGCAAGCACAGGGCCUACUGGGUAAAUGCCCCAGUAGUUAUAAAGUUAAAAAAUGCCUUGAAGUAAAUGUCUCUAUCACUUCGCCUAUUGAAGCUGUUAGGCAUCUGGUGCAUUAUCGUAUGUCAAAGCCGACUUAGCCGAGUCCAUACUCGAAGUUGACUAUCGGAUGCAGUACUGUCCCUACUAUUUGAGUUACUAACCGUCAUACCGCCGUCAAAUAAACAAUUUGAUUUUUAAUCAGUUAUCUGCGCCAUGAACAAUUGAAUAAGCAACAAAAUUCCGAACCAUAUAAUUUACUACAAAUAUGGCCUUCAUAUAUUCGUUACCGUUCGUCUUAUGACGUACGUACGUCACACGGCAUCAGCAUGACGAUUGAAACGUUUGCACGUGAUAAGCAACAUCAGAGGUCAAAUUUGACAACUUCUAGGCAUUGCACUGUCGUCAAAUAUUAAUAGUUUAAAAAAUGUAUUUGGAAUAGGUUUAACCAGGCGCGGAUCCAGUGGUUUUGUUGACUGAUGCACUAAACCUCGUAUUUGUAGGGGGGUCCGGGGGAAUCCUCCCCCGGGAAAUUUUGAAAUCUAGGACCUCGGAAAUGCGAUUUCCUGCGUUCUGAGGGAGCUUUUCUUCGACGUUCACACAUCAAAAUCGAAACGUAAUUUGCUGGAUUUUCGGGAAAAACCCCGUAAAAAAUCGGCCUUAUAGAGUGAGAACAACAUAAUCAUGUGAGUUUUAAAAUAAAUUGAAAACAUUUUUACGCGGAGUUUUAUCAGAUCGGAACUUGACUAGCCUUAUUUAUUUGAUCCUAUUUGAGUGAGGAUUAUAGAGUAGCAAAGUUGUAGCUAUAAUUUACAAUUUUACAUACAAGUGUACACUACUUACAUGUACACAGCAUACUGAUAGAAUAAUUGAAAGCAAAACCACAGACAUUUUUUUAUGUAAAAUAUGGUGCAAAUGACAUGAAAAGCUGAUCAGGGUUGUGUUUCUUAUGCAAAAUAGAUAAGAAUACUUCAAGCAAACUAUUAUAUUUAUUGCCAAUGAUAUCACUUCCUGUAACUUAUCACUUCCUGUUACCAGUUAACACCAAUCAAUAUAACAAUGUUCCAGGUCAAAUACCUUCCAGCAGCACCACCAUGACAUAAAUUCCAGUUAAAUUAUUUUAAUAAUCCAGGAUUAAUUCCAGGGCAACUUUGAGUUACUGUAUAUGAAGGUCCUCUCUGGAGCUAGUCACUCUAAUAUUUAUGGAUGCAUUUAUAUCCAACAUUUUGACAAAUGCAGUUUGAAUUUUUAAAUACUGUAAGAUUAUCAAAGUAUUCAAGGGGUUAGGUAAUAGUUUUCAUUGUUGCUGAGCAGUUAAUAAUAAAAAUAAACAAUUACUGAAACUAUUUGCAGAAAAUAGAUUAUUCUAAUCUAUUGUAUUUGAAGUCUGGAUAUCUACAAUACAUUGACCAAUAUAUCUCCACAGAUUUUGCAUUGAAUCCCAAAUUACAGUACAUUCAGGAGAGUGUCUAGGACUACUGUAUGUAUCCAAAACUGCUGUUUCAAGAUAUUAAGGAUAGACAGGGAGAAGUGCAUGUUAUGGACUUGGUAGGUAUCUGAUUGCAUGAGCAGGAUUGACAAGCUUCAGUAACAGUGGCAGUGCAGUAUAUUGUGAUCAACUCAAUUAGUACAUUGACUUAUCAAUGAAAGUGAGAUAAUUUAUCAAUUUAUACAUUAAUGUAUUCUAUGCAAUGACCUUUUGUUGUAUUGAAAAUAAAUGAUAGAAUGAUCAGAACAGUAAUUUGGUCCCAUAACUGCUAAUUAGACUGGUACAUUUAAAAUGAACACCUUGUGCUGAGCCAUGGUCAUGAGAAUGGUAUAAUUUAAAGGCAUAUGAACAAUGCCAGGAAAAGCAUCACAAAUUUAAGGGGCCGAACUUGAGAGAGCCCAGCUAAAUUUAUUCCCUUCCUAAACAUGUGAAUCCCCUUUAUUUUCAGCAUCACAAUAAUUUGCCGGUCACCCCCUGUGCCUCUCCCCUCACCUUGGCAGGGGCAACCCUGAUACAUGUAAUGCCAUUUAGUGUGAUUGAUGGCUUCUGGUACUAGGUGAUGAUUCUGGAACAAUAGAGAUAAUAUAUAACUGAACUAAUCUCACUAUCACCAAACAUUGCCCUUUCAAGAGCUUCCCAUUUCCAAAAUGAUGCACAUACAGGGAUGGAUUUGGAUAUGGGAGGGAUCUAAUUAGGUGCCGGUAUUGAUGUCGGGUGUGAGCAUCAACCAAGGCAUGGUGUUUAAUCAUACAGAUAGCAGUGUUUUGGGGAAACAGCACCUAACAAGUAACCGGCCAAGUCACCGGCAGGUGCCAGGAAUAUAGCUGCUAGUAAGGGUUGCAGGAUCCUAGACAGAGUUCCUUAGACUAUCAAGCAUCUAGAUUCAAUUUGCAAAUUUCAAACAAAUUAAGACACAACCUCCACCCCCCCCCCUCCCCCCCUACACACACUAUAUAAUGGCUGAAUGGCAUAUUGAGUGUUUAUAUGUGAACAGCCAAAACAGGAUCAUCCAUGUUAACAUAUUUAAAACAGUUCAAAUAUAGUAAAUUUUGUAAAAUUGUGAUAUUUAUACUACGACAAAUAUACCUAUACCUACAGUAUUUAUUAUAAAUAUCAACACACAGUCACACACAGACUCACUCGUUUAAAUCUACAUCUAUAAACACAGUACACAGAUCCCAAACAUUCCCUUGUGAAAUUACUGAAAUAGCUGACAAACCUUUUAAUUUCGACGGCUUUGAGGCUCAGUGAGUUUGAGUGAACCACCAAAGAUCGUAAAAUAUUUCCAUACAAUGCGACAUUGUUAUUUCGACGGUUUGAGGCUCAGUGAGUUUGAGUGAACCACCAAAGAUCGUAAAAUAUUUCCAUACAAUGCGACAUUAAUACUCCCGCCAUUAUAUAACAAUUCCAUCAUAAAAUUUAUCACUGACUGUUCUGAUUGCGGGCGAAAUGCAUCAGUCAAAAGCGCAUUAUUUUGAUCGCGGGCUAAACGCAUCAGUCAGCAUCCAUUUCCCAACGUUACGUAGGCAUGAAAACAAUGGUUUUCGUGACGUGUCGUUGGGAAAACUCGGCCAAAGGACUCGGGACCGAUGCGCCACUGAUGCACUUUUCUCCCCAACGUGACGUAGUGAUGUACUGCCGGCCCCAACGUGGCGUAGUGAUGCAUACACUGAACUGUAAUAACAGUGGAUGCAUCAAACUAAACACCGACAUAUGUGGCGAAAUAAAGUCGCGACACAAAAUCGUACAACUUGAUAAGUGCGAAAUUUGAUAUGCGUUUACGUUUUUCAUAAUAAUUUGCGAAAUAUAGCUUUGUUUACAUUCAUUCCUGUGAAAAUAUAUUGUUUUAAAGGACUUUGGAUCAAAGACAAACAAUAUUUAAAUAUAUUUUAAUAAAAUGUUGACAAUUCUCGUUCGUGUGAAAAUUUUGACUGAUGCAUUCGCAUCAGUUGCAUCAGUCUGGAUCCGCGCCUGGGUUUAACCUAAUUUUUAAGUUCCCUGUUUAAGAAAUAGAAAACAUACGAAUCUUCUCAUUUCAUGGGAAUAGCCUGCACGAGUCUGCAAUCACGACUUCAAUUUUUGAUUUUAGCUUAUUAAGCUAUUUAGUGAAUGUAUUAAUGGACCAUUAUUAUUAUAUUAUUCUUAUUAAAUAGUUAAAUCGUAAAAUAUUCAGCAUGAGUGAAUUUACUGUAUGAGUAAAUUGUGAACGUCCAGAAUUAUCAACACAAUAAACUCGCAACAAAUUUUGAGCCCUAAUCCUAAUUCUAACAUAAUCCUAAGCUUACCCUCAUCUAAUCUUUGUCUGACACGAAUCUAAACUUGAUCACCUCUUUUUGAUUUUUUUUUUAAUAAUCUUAGUAACUAAAACGCGUUGUGCCUUUGGCUUGAGCAAACGUAUUAUAACAAUCCGAAGCAAAUAGUUGGACUUGAGCAAAAAGUAUUAUAACAAUCCGAGCAAAUAAUGGCAUCUACGUUUUGUGUGAUAAUCUUGGUCUUAUCUAUCGGAUUAUACAACAUUUACAACCUAAAUUACGUUCAAAACAGUCUUAUAAUUCAUGCUCGAAGACAUAUAGCUGCACAGUGGAACACAAACAAAAUCGUAGGCAAAAGGUGGUCAUGCGCUCGGGUUUGUUAUUACAGCAAUACAACUGCCUCGAAGCAAAUUCUCUUGCUUUCAGGGGAUAUCGAAAGGAAUCCCGGUUGGGAAGAAGAUAGUAGCUGUGACAGCUUUUUGCAGGAAUUCGCAAGGCAAAUAAGUCAUCGUCGAAAUACUUUAAAUAUUGCACAUAUAAAUAUACGAAACUUGAGACAUAAAGUCGACGAGGUAAGACUGCUUCUACAGAUAUGCCAUUUAGAAAUAUUGGCUAUUACCGAAACACACCUUGACAGUAAGAUAUCAAACCAACAGUUAGAAGUUGAGAAUUAUAAGAUCUUUCGAAGAGAUAGAGAAGGAAAACAAGGAGGCGGAUGUCUUAUUUAUUUAAUGAAUAAUAUUUGUGCAAUCAGGCUUAGGUCUUUGGAGGCGACCGAAAUCGAACAGAUAUGGUUACGAAUUAGUAGUGAUUCUAAUAAGGGGUUUAUUUGGGAGUUAUAUACAGACCACCAGAUAGUACAACUUUCUUCGAGAAUUUUGAUAGAAAUUUAGAAAAAGUAUGGCU
Paramuricea clavata is the source of this 8452-nucleotide messenger RNA. NCBI's taxonomy places the organism in Eukaryota, Metazoa, Cnidaria, Anthozoa, Malacalcyonacea, Plexauridae. The record is from the annotation of a GenBank genome assembly.